Molecule: messenger RNA, 2937 nt
Organism: Colossoma macropomum (tambaqui)
Lineage: Eukaryota; Metazoa; Chordata; Actinopteri; Characiformes; Serrasalmidae
Product: glutamic acid-rich protein-like
Exons: 2
Coding region: 5-1990 (661 amino acids)
Source: RefSeq, a predicted model, not a curated record
AACGAUGAGAGAGAGGAAGGAUGGAGAGAUGAGACAGGAGGAAGAAGAGGAAAUGCUGGGAGAGCGGAAGGAUGGAGAGAUGAGAGAAGAAGAAAACAAAGCCGAGAAGGUUGAGAGCCAAGUGUUGGGAGAGAGGGAUGGAGACGAAAAGGGGGAGGAAGAAAAACUGGAGGAAAAAGAAAAAGACCUUGAGCCUCAAACUGCCACUCAAGCAUCUAUGAUGUCUGUCGAUGGGGUUGAUGGAGACAAAGCAAGGGAUGAGAAUAAAGAAGAAAGGGAGAGUGAAGUGGGAGAGGGCAAGGAUGGAGUGAGAAAAGAGACAGAAGAAGAAUCAGCAGAGGAGAAGAGAGAAGAUGAGACGAAUGAUGGGAAGGAAAGAGAAGAAGGACAAGAAGAGGCACCUAGAGUGAAGGAAACAACAGAUGGAGAGAUGAGAGAAGGUGUGAGGGAUGAGAGAGAGAAACAGGAUGGAGAACAAGAUCAGAUCGUGGGGGAGGAGAUAUCAGCAAGAACGGAGGGAAAUAAGGGUGGAGAUGAAGAGAGGGAGAGCGAAGGAGAAAGCCAAGGAAAGAUGGAGCAGAAAGAGGGAGCGACAGAACCUGAGAAAAGUGCUGAAAGAGAGGAUGCUGCAAAUGAGGAAGUGAAGAACGAAGUGAACAACAAAGCAAAGAACGUAGAGCUCAAUGAGGAUGAAAGAGGGACUAAAGUGGAUGGAGACAGACAGAUGGAGGAAGAGAAAGAGGCAGAAAGGAAGGAGUGGGAAGAGCACGAAAGCCAAACAUCGCAGUUAGAGACAGUCAGUACGGAGCUUGAGAAAAGUGUGGAAAGGGAGGAUGCAGUGGUCGAGGAGGUGAGGAAUGAGGUGACGAGCACUGAGGAGAGAGGCGAGAGAGAAAUGGAUGAAGACAAACAGGUGGAGGAAGUUGAGGAGGCAGGCGGAGAGGAGGAAAAAGAAGAUGAAGAUGGAACGAAGGAGAGUGAACAAGAAAGCCAAGCAAAGUCAGAAUCAGUGGCGAAUGGGGCAGCAGAGGAACAAGAAGUGGACAAAGUAAAGGCCGUUGAGAUUAGCGAUGAAGAUGCAGUAGAAGAAAGAGAGCAAAACGACAAACUAAGACAAACUGAGGAAGAAAAGAAAGAAGAGAUAAACACCUGUGGCCUCUCCCACACUGUCCAAGAGUCAAAAGACACUGUCCCAGACACUUUUGCUGAGGAACGAGAAACAAAUACUAAAGAUACCGAUGAGGAAUUCGCCUCAGCUGGAAAUUCUAUCCAAAAUGAGGAUGCAGAUGGCUUGACCACUGAGGCUGACUCAGAUCCAGCUGUUUCAGACCACCUGACUGCAGCUUUUGCGGAAAACAUGGUUGUAAACAUUGUGGAAUCCCUUGCUACUUUAAAUGACCCAUCAAUUACUGUUUCUGAUGACAAACGUCCAGACUUAGAGGAUCUUCUAUGCAGCUCCACUGUGGACGAGGCCCAUGAGGCGGUCUCUGAAACUGAGGAGGCACGUGAAGAAGUGAAAGAGAAAGAAAGCGAAUCAGCAGAGGAAGAGAAUGAAAUGGAUGAGACGGAUUGUGGAUCACCAGAAUGGCACACUGCUGAGCUCAAAACCCGUCCCAUUUACGCAGAGAUGAUUGAACAGCUGGACCGCGAGGAUGUCAGUGAUGAACCUCAGGACACAGAUUUUAUCACAAGCACCGAUUCAAACCAGCUCACUUUGAGUUCAGAACCGGACCCAGUCCAAGAUAUGAGCGACGUUGAGGACGGACAAGAAGCGUUUUCCCUGUCAGCCAAAGAUCAAGCCAGUUAUGAAGAGGCCCGGGAACCUGAGUUUGACUCAGACAGUGUGGAGGAAGCAACUGAACAAGCAUUUCUUCCAGCCAGUGAUAUUAACACUAAAGUGAUGGACACAGUAACUAUCACAGACACAGCCAGUAAAGACAAAGCCAAAGAGGAGGACAGGGCACUGGUUCAUAUAGAUUUAGACCAAUGAAGAGGGAAAUGAGGAGCUACAUACUGUAUAUGACAUGGACUGUUUUAGGGUUAAUGAUGUAAUGAAUGACAUAUUUUAAAAGAGGAGCUCAGCAAAAGAUUGAAUGUUCCAGAAAAGGCUGAUCAAACAGUUUUUACAAGUUGUGUGUUUUGUACUCAAACUACGAGGCAAAUGUAGACCUGGCUAACAAGCAGAGGUGGGUACAGUAGCCUAUUUCAGAACUCAGGUAAAAGUAUUUUAAAACAUGGCACAAGUAAAAGUACCUUGACAGAAAACAACUGAAGCACAAAAGUAUCAGGUCAAAAAAUCAACUUAAGUAGUAACUCAUAGAAGUGCAGUGGAACUAAUUACUAAAUCCAGCAUUUACCAGCACGACUGAAGUUUGUACAGCUCGAUUCUACUCUUUUUCUUAUUCGUACGGCCUAAAAUAAAAUGCUAAAGCUCCAAAGUCAGAGCUGUGACUAAUCACAAGCAGUACAGAUGCCGUUACCAAUAAAACAUCAUGAAAUUAAACCCAAAAAAGUAACUAGUGACUAAAUAUAAAUGGCAAAAACAUAGAAAAGUAGAUUCCUUUACUCACUGAUAUACUCGAGUACAAGUGUUGUGGCUUAAAAAUACUCAAGAGUACAAAUCCAUUAAUGUUUUACUUAAGCACCGGUACUCGAGUCAGUGUACACACUUAAAGAAGAUGGUUCUUCAAGGGUUCUUUAAUAAAGAAAUUGGUUCUACAUAGAACCAAGUACACUCAAAAUACCCUUUGCAUGAUUAAAGGGGUCUUUGCAUUGGGAAAUAUUUCUAUAGAUUGAUUCUAUAUAGCAUUAAAAAGGGUUCUUCUAUUGUCAAGCUUGUAACAAAAGAACCCUUUUUGGUGUUAUAACCCUUUUCAAAAAGGUUCUAUAUAGAACCAUCUACAGAACAUUCUCCAUCAAUCUGAAAAAUGCUUUCAU